AUGAUAACAAACUUUUCUGACGGAACUCCCUGGUGUUUCAUGAUCGAUGCUCUUUUUAGUUUUCGAAGUACCCGAGAACGUGAUUACGUGCGGAAUCCCACUGAAAUACUGAACGAGCUAAUCUCUCGUGCGUGGGAUCCAAAAACGCUUGACCAUGAGGGACUUGGUUCUGAACCUAGAUUUAGGAAAGAUGAAGGUACGUCCAGGCUCUCCCAUCCAGGUAUCAAUUGUUUCUACAGUAGAGAAUCUGACAAGGUGGUGGUAGAUGUGCGCGUGUAUUUCCAGACAACCUUGCAAAACUCGAUCGACGACGCUGUGACUAAUUUGCGCGCCCAAGCAAACCCGGAAACUCCGAAGCGACAUCUUCAAUUAGAGAACCGCUUGAAAGCUAUCCAAAAGAUUAUCGCACAGGAUUGGAUCCCCGAAGAGGCGCAGGAAACCGACAAAGGCUCCAGUUCGACUGCCAUUGAAUCUCAAGCUGUUCUUUCUACGUCUACGGUCAAUCAGGCGAAACAAGAUGCGCGGGAAGGGAUUAAGCCUGAUCAUCAGGGGGCCAGUGACGGCAGUCCUGAGGUAAUUCGUAUACCAUCAUUGAGUCGGCUUGGCAAAGUACAUGAAGUAAUAACUUCGCCGAAUUCGAGGACCCCAGCCGAUACAAGUUCGGAAAUUGGCGAAAAAAUAGCAGAAAAGAUAUCUAAAAUCCUUCAGGAGGCAGAUCCCACACAACCAGACCUGAUUAUCGACUCUGAUAUUAGGUCCCAUGUCACAAGUCGAGAACAACAGCUAAACGUGAAAGAGAUGGUACAAAGUUUGGCGCGAGUAAUGAAAGCCCCAACUAGAUCCAAGAUCGAUACACCACACUCACGAGCCAUCCGUUCAGCAAGCUGGGACGCGUUGAUAUAUCUUGCUUACUUUAAUCCAAAAGCAGAGGCCGAGCUUCUACAACUAUACGAGAAGCUCGAGAAUCAAGAGUUUUUGUCUGCCCAUGUGCUCAACUUAUACAAACGGUUUGUUUCAUCAGACUUCAGUACUAUCACCUUACAAAAGACUUUAUCAGAAUUGGAGGUACCUAAGGAACACGCACAAUAUGCCGAUUUUUUCCAAUUCCACGAUCGUUUUUUGACGGUACAUCCAGUGGCUCAAGAGCGCUUCGAAAAACUCUUCCGAGAACACAAAACGCAAGGUUGA
Messenger RNA from Melampsora larici-populina 98AG31, 1188 nucleotides. RefSeq lists its product as uncharacterized. The coding region runs from base 1 to 1188 and encodes 395 amino acids. The record is from RefSeq and is a predicted model, not a curated record. Lineage: Eukaryota; Fungi; Basidiomycota; Pucciniomycetes; Pucciniales; Melampsoraceae. The transcript is spliced from 4 exons.